GUAAACAUUAGGAAAAAUAACUUAACAGAAAAACUUUGAGUUAGGAGUGACAAACUAUUUUUCAUGUUUGUCCUGUUCCAUUUAAGUGACGUCGGAAUCUUCUGACGUCACAUCCUCGACAGAAUACGUCAUCGGCGACGUCAAUCAACUAGACCGAUGUUCUGCUUGUCAUAUACAAGGGUGCGGAAAUUAGUGUGACAAGUCUCUUGGAUUACCAAGAUCAGUGGUAGGCUAGAUACGAAUCUAGUUUGGUUAGUGUACCAUUGGACGUCACGUGGUCACAUGACAGUCAUAGCAGUAGGCCGGGGUCAACAUGACAGACUGCUGUCGGGAUGUCCCCAUCUGCGGAAAGAUGCAGAAGGCUUCUAACAUUUCUCCAACUCCGUAUCCAGCCAUGACCAAUGGGUAUUAUACAGGAAACGGAUCGAGCACUACAGAAGGAAUUCACUUUUAUCAACAAAGCAACUAUACAGAUUUCAGCUAUCCGGUGCAAGCGAAAUCUCCUUCGGACCAAGAAAACCGCGAACCCUAUCACGUACGUAAUAGUGAUGAAGCAUCUAGAAGUACUUCCUUACAUCGUCAGGGAUUCGUGUAUUCGUGGAUGAAAGAGAGCCGAUUAAACACCACCAAACAGCAAGCGUCACAGGAGUUACAUCAAGCAACAGACACAGGAGACCAACCAAUAAAACGUGCAAGAACAGCAUAUACCAGUGCUCAAUUAGUAGAAUUAGAAAAAGAAUUUCAUUUUAAUCGUUAUCUAUGCCGUCCGAGGAGAAUAGAAAUGGCAGCUUUACUUAAUUUAACAGAACGCCAAAUAAAGAUUUGGUUUCAAAAUAGAAGAAUGAAGUUCAAAAAGGAACAAAAAAGUAAAGGGUUAUCCGUAGAUGAUAGAGCACCUAGUCCGUCAUCUGGAGGAACCGAAGGAUCUCCACUUCCUCAAACACUGUCUCCUAUCGGGCCAUCUGUUACACCUCAGUCUACAACUUUAUAAACGAGUGAUAUGGCGAUGCAUCAUUAUCACGAACCUG
Messenger RNA from Centruroides sculpturatus (bark scorpion), 1028 nucleotides. RefSeq names its product homeobox protein HOX3-like. NCBI's taxonomy places the organism in Eukaryota, Metazoa, Arthropoda, Arachnida, Scorpiones, Buthidae. The transcript has 4 exons. The record is from RefSeq and is a predicted model, not a curated record. The coding region runs from base 314 to 991 and encodes 225 amino acids. Gene Ontology annotation, cellular component: nucleus. Gene Ontology annotation, biological process: regulation of transcription by RNA polymerase II. Gene Ontology annotation, molecular function: RNA polymerase II cis-regulatory region sequence-specific DNA binding; DNA-binding transcription factor activity, RNA polymerase II-specific.